CGUCGGGGCGGCGCGGCCCCGCGGCGGGCGGUGACGCCAGCGGGCGCCCGGCGCGGCGCGGCGCGGCGCAGCCCGGCGCGGCCCCGCUGGGUCGCGGCCGCCGUGUGCGAGGGCGCGAGAGCGGGCGGGGCCGGGCCGGGCCGGAGCGGAGCGGAGCGGAGCGGCGGCGGCGCGGCGCCGGCAGCGGAGGCGCCGCGGGGCGGCGGGCGCAGCGUCAGUACUUUAUAUGGACUAGUGGUACUGGCUCAAGAGUAACGGUGGAGAUCAGCAUUAAGUCUGCGCCCCUGGACUGAUUUGCAGACCUGAGGCUCUGGAUCCACCUCCCACUGCUGGUGUUUUGUUACUGCUUAUGGUAUAGCUGGUGAUCGUCCUUGAGAAGAGAGAAGAUGAUGAGUGAUGCAAGUGACAUGCUGGCUGCCGCUUUGGAGCAGAUGGACGGCAUUAUAGCAGGUUCGAAGGCGCUGGAGUAUUCCAAUGGCAUAUUUGACUGCCAGUCCCCCACUUCGCCCUUCAUGGGGGGCCUGCGAGCGCUGCAUCUGGUGGAGGAUCUGCGAGGCCUACUGGAGAUGAUGGAGGCGGAUGAAAGAGAAGGGCUGCGAUGCCAGGUCCCAGAUUCGACGGCAGAGGCUCUGAUUGAGUGGCUCCAGAGUCAAAUGACUAAUGGACACAUAUCUGGUAAUGGAGAUGUAUAUCAAGAAAGGCUGGCACGUUUGGAAAAUGAUAAGGAAUCUCUUGUUCUGCAAGUAAGUGUGCUUACUGACCAGGUAGAGGCCCAGGGAGAAAAGAUUCGGGAUUUGGAGUUCUGUCUAGAGGAACACAGGGAGAAGCUGAAUGCCACGGAGGAAAUGCUGCAGCAGGAGCUUUUGAGCAGAACAUCCCUUGAAACUCAGAAGCUGGAUCUUAUGGCAGAGAUUUCCAAUCUGAAGUUAAAGCUUACGUCUGUAGAGAAGGACAGAUUGGACUAUGAGGAUAGAUUCAGAGACACAGAGGAUUUGAUCCAGGAAAUAAAUGAAUUGCGAUUAAGAGUGGGAGAAAUGGACAAUGAAAGACUCCAGUACGAGAAAAAACUUAAAACUACCAAAGAUGAACUAGCAGCUUUGAAAGAGAAACUGGAGCAGAAGGAAGCUGAGGUAAAAAGGUUGCAAGAAAAACUGGUUUGCAAAAUGAAAGGAGAAGGAGUUGAGAUACUGGACAGAGAUGAAAAUUGUAAAAAGAAGCUCAAAGAUAAAAAUAUAGAGGUACAGAAAAUGAAGAAGGCGGUCGAAUCUCUGAUGGCAGCAAAUGAAGAGAAGGAUCGGAAGAUAGAAGAGCUUCGGCAAUCUCUGAAUCGGUACAAAAAAGUUCAAGACAUGGUGAUAUUGGCUCAAGGUAAAAAAGGCAAGGAAGGCGAUGGUGAAGAGUUCCUGAAUUCAGGGUCUGUUUCCACGGUUUUAUUGGAUACGCCAAGUCUCACUGACCCAGAGAAAAGUCCAUCCUCAACCCCAGGAACAGUGUCUCCAAGCCACGAGGAGUUUAACAUGAAUGUUCACGAAGAGAAUUCCUUACAGAUCCACACCAGUAUUUUACAGAUUUCAAUCCCUUCUUUUUCACCAACAUCUAAGAGCUCAGAAACUGUUGCAGAGAAAGUAAAAGCACAGCCUAGGUCAGAAGCUACAAGUGAAAUGAGCGAAGGGAGACCAGCAGGUUCCUCCCCAGAAACUCAGCUGAGUGACAGCCCAGUAAGCUGCUCCCUGCACAAGUCCAGCAGCCUGAGCAGUCUGAAGAAGGAGGCGUCGGAAGCGGCAUUCACCCGAGGCUCUCAUGCUGUGUUUUUCUCGGAUAAUGAGGACAAGGAGCCAGCGCAGAAGCCAGCAGAGCAGGUUAAACCUCCCGUGGAAGGUAGCAAAUUUGGGACUCUGCCUCCAAAAUCUCCUUCUCAUGGUGGCACAGGAGAUGAGGAUAGCUUUGGCACUCGUAAAGCCAGGUCUUCGUUUGGACGAGGCUUUUUCAAGAUAAAAAAUAACAAGAGGACAGCAAGUGCUCCCAACCUGGAUCGCAGUCGAAGCGCGAGUGCACCUACUUUAGCUGAAACAGAGAAGGGAUCUGCAGAUCACUUGGAUCUGGCUGGUUUGCCCCCUCGACCAAAAGAAACUGAGAGUUUGCAGAUGACGCCACCUUCUCCGGAUUCCAAGAAAAAGGCCAGAGGAAUCAAGAAGUUAUUUGGAAAACUUAAAAGGAGUCAGUCCACCACCUUCAACCCAGAGGACAUGUCUGAGACGGAGUUCAAAAGAGGAGGGACAAGAGCUACUGCGGGGCCGCGGCUGGGCUGGUCACGCGACCUGGGGCAGUCUCACAACGAGCUGGACAUGCCAUUUGCAAAGUGGACAAAGGAGCAGGUUUGCAACUGGCUCCAGGACCAAGGGUUAGGCUCUUACAUGAGUAAUGGCAAACACUGGAUACUGUCUGGGCAGACACUUCUGCAGGCUUCUCAGCAGGAUCUGGAGAAGGAGCUUGGGAUAAAGCACCCAUUGCAUCGGAAGAAACUUCAGCUUGCUCUUCAGGCGCUAGGGUCUGAAGAGGAAAACAAUCAUGGAAAACUGGAUUACCACUGGGUUACCAGAUGGCUGGAUGACAUUGGACUCCCCCAGUAUAAGACUCAGUUCGAUGAAGGAAAGGUGGAUGGCCGAAUGCUCCAUUACAUGAGCGUGGAUGACUUGCUGUCCUUGAAAGUUGUUAGCGUCCUCCACCAUCUCAGCAUCAAAAGAGCCAUUCAGGUUCUGCGAAUAAAUAACUUCGAACCCAACUGUCUGCGCCGGAGGCCAUCUGAUGAGAACAACAUCACCCCUUCGGAGGUUACGCAGUGGACCAAUCAUCGCGUGAUGGAGUGGUUACGCUCUGUUGAUCUAGCAGAGUAUGCACCUAAUCUGCGGGGGAGUGGUGUGCAUGGGGGACUGAUGGUUUUUGAGCCUCGUUUCAAUGUAGAAACCAUGGCACAGUUGCUGAACAUCCCACCAAACAAGACGCUGCUGAGACGGCACUUGGCAACUCAUUUCAACCUACUUAUUGGUCAAGAGGCUCAGCAGCAGAAACGCGAAGCCAUGGAGUCCCCAGACUACGUCCUCUUAACAGCGACUGCCAAAGUAAAGCCAAAGAAACUUGCCUUCAGCAAUUUUGGGAGUUUGAGGAAGAAGAAGCAGGAUGAUGUGGAAGAGUAUGUAUGUCCUAUGGAACUGGGGCAGGCGUCUGGAAGUGUGUCAAAGAAGGGUUUUAAGUCUGGCCUGGAUAUCCGAGUAUAUGACGAUGACGAUUUGGACAGGCUGGAACAGAUGGAAGAUUCAGAAGGGACAGUGAGGCAAAUAGGAGCAUUUUCUGAAGGCAUCAACAACUUGACACACAUGUUAAAAGAAGAUGAAAUGUUUAAAGACUUUACGACUCGCUCUCCUAGCACCAGUAUAACAGAUGAGGACUCCAACGUGUGACAGUAACCACGGGGCACUGAUAAAGGCUCACUUUCCUACGUGCAAGAAACAUCAUUAUUAUUUGUGAUGAGCAACAGAUCAUGUACAUUACAUUGCUCUUGCUUCUGUUUGUUAGAAGUGAUAUUGGGGGGUGGAGAAUUAAAAAAAAAAGAAAAAGAAAAAAAGGUGCCUACUUUAAAGUUGCCAUAAGAAACACCCAGACACUGGUGAAUGCUAAUUGUUUUUACUAUAUUUAAUGUACAAAUUGAUGAUAUGUUUCAGAGUGUUGCAUUUAAAUUUACAUGUUAUCAUAAUGCUCCUUUUGCGUAGUCAUUUCCUGAGGUAUUCCUUUACACUGUUCCAAGAUAACACAAGAUGUUAGGUAGAAAUAUUGCAUCUGUAGAUGUCGUGCAUCAGCUUUCUCUAGGGUAUCAGCUGAGAAAAGAUGUCAUUGCUGUCCUUUUCAAAUGGAUUUGUCCAGCACAAAUACCAGUUCUGCCUUUCCCACAGUAUCCAACAUAGGAGUUUAGUUAUUUGUGCCCUGCAUAAUCUCCCAGGUAACUCUUAACUGUUGCUCUUAUUUUUAUACUGUUUUAUAUUAAAAAAAAAAAAAAAAGAGGAAAGUAUAUGAAGUACAUAUAAAAGCAGAAAUUUAAAUUUUGUGACAUAGAGUGAUGGAAAGCUUGAGAUAUGGGGGAAGGGGAAAGCGUUGUAAAAAGAUUAUCCCAGUUUGCAUACCAGCUGGUUACUGGAAAAGGCAGGCUGACCUUUGGAACUGUUUGCUUUCUUUCCUUUUUGCAAAGUGCACAGUUUAAUGAUCUUCCAUUUUGGGGUGAAGCAGUUAUAAAACAUAUUUCCUCUUGCAGUGACUCUUUCAGUAACUGCAGAUUUAAAAGCGUCUUCUUUCUUGCUCCCAGCAGCAGUUUAGCAUUCAGACAAGGUUAUUAACACUUCUGUGACUUCAAAAUAUUCUGGAGAAUUUUCCUCUUGAAGUUGAGAGUACUCCUUGCAUAUGGAAGGGAUAUUUCUGUGCUGUGACUAACGUAAAGAUGGUGUAGUUGCAAAAAAGUAAAGUUAUAUAGAGAAAUGUAUAGGAAAUAUAUUAUUUCAUAAUAUUAAACCUAAGGUGGGGCUUUUCCUCAAAAAAUCAAAUAUCAAACAUGUUGCUCAUCAUUUUACCUUCUUAAAGCACAAGUCUGUUCUGCUUUGAAGAUCAGAUUUCAUAAAUCGUAACUAGCCAGUGGAUAUCUUUUGUCAGACUUUCUGUAUUACAAGGUGUCCUAGCCAAAAGCAAACAAAAAAGUAACUCUGUUUGUUGAAAUGGUCAUUUGUAUGGUGCUGAAUGUUGCAUGUAUUUUAGCACAAUGGCAUGAUGCUUCUUUGCUUUGUACAGGAAAAAAACACAGCUAGAAUUGUUCCUUGCAAUGUUGUUUUGCUUUAACAGGAGUUUGUCACUCAUUUCAUCACUAUUUUUGUUGGAAGGGAGACUGUUUUUGACACAUCACUUAUAUGGGAUAAAGGAUGUUAGAUUUGUGCUGACUUUGGUAUUCCUGAAAUAUUGUUACCAAAGUUAGGAAAGGAAGAAAGAUUCUUUAAGGAGUUUCAGAGAUGCCCUCAUCAGAUGCUGGGGUAGAUUGGAGACAUAUUCUACCAUUAUAUUAUUAUAAGCUUAUAAGCUAUUACCAGUCUGGUUCCUUGAAGGAUGUGUAGUUUAGGCUAUUAUUUAUGUACAGAUGAAAAAUUUGAUGAGGACCAGUUGUGUUAUAUAUAAUGUCAAGUGCUGCCAUUUUCUCUUUCAUAACUGGAGCCAGGCAAACAGUCCAUAAUGUACUCAGAAAAUAGUUUAUACCACUUACGGGUUGUCUACAAAAAGAUCACAACUGAUAUAUUAUUCAACAUUUCUGACUAAACAAUAUCCACAAAUAAUUUGCAUAUUCCUCUGCAGUUUUGCAAGUGCUUGAGCUAUUUUAGGCAGAUAUAUCACAUUCUGUAAGGCUUAGUGACAGCUUUCAGGUGCAAAUACCUGUGAUGCAAUACACGGCUUGCUUUCUGUGAAUAAUCUGCAAUAUGGUUGUUAUUUACAUGUAAGUUGGGCUUGGGACUCUGCUCUGCCAAAUGUUGCAGAAGCAGCAGAAGUCGUGGUGUGGGCUUCUGAGCAAAGCGUCCCAGGAUACUCACUCUUCUAGCAGACUCUCUGGCUAGUCAACGUGACGACUGGAUAUUCACAGGAAAAAAAGGGGCUAGUGACACAAUAUUACAUACUGAAGUAGCCACAAACAAAUAUUCUCAGAAAGAUUUCAUUUAAAUCCAGUGCUGUUAAUGAGCGUAUCAACAAUUGCAUAUGAACAUUUGUUUUUAAGUCCAGUGUAAAUAGAAUUCUAUUCAGAACAAUCCUUUUCUGCAUUUACUGGUUGGAAAACAGGUUGUCCCUUCAAAGCUACCUAUCAUCUGAACUUUGAUUUUUUUUUUUUUUUUUAAUGGGGGUAUAAUAUGAAAGCAAGUGAUAAAAGUCCAGAAGUUAACAUGCACGUGUGCACACAUUUGGUACCAUUGUGGUAUUUUAAUUCGUGUGUUUUUGAAGAGGGCAGCAUAACUACUGUGUAUUGCCAUGUAAAAUCCAAUAAAACCUUUGGAAAAUGCCAAA
Dromaius novaehollandiae (emu) is the source of this 6081-nucleotide messenger RNA. It is a transcript of the gene PPFIBP1, whose product is annotated as PPFIA binding protein 1. Gene Ontology annotation, molecular function: protein binding. Gene Ontology annotation, cellular component: presynaptic active zone. Lineage: Eukaryota; Metazoa; Chordata; Aves; Casuariiformes; Dromaiidae. Bases 387 to 3458 code for a protein of 1023 amino acids. The transcript has 31 exons. Gene Ontology annotation, biological process: neuromuscular junction development. The record is from RefSeq and is a predicted model, not a curated record.